AUGCGGGCUUCGGAAGCCCUGCGUGAUGGAAUGAAUAAAAGACUGACUACCGAUGAAGUGAAAACAAAAAUUAAGAGUAUUCGAAAUACUUACUAUUUGGAAAUCGAUAAAAUUGAAAAAUCUACAAGAUCUGGGGCCGGGGGGCACAUUUAUAAGCCAAAGAUAAUAUGGUUUGAUGAAUAUGAUUCAUUUGUGAAGCCUGUUACAGUGAGAAGAAAAACAACUGAUAACACAGACGACUCGCAUAGCGUAUCUUCACAUAUCUCAACACACGAACAAGGAUCAUCGUCGGUUAAUACACCGCGCUCGAAAAAGGGGGUAGAAAAUUAA
Molecule: messenger RNA, 330 nt
Organism: Parnassius apollo (apollo)
Lineage: Eukaryota; Metazoa; Arthropoda; Insecta; Lepidoptera; Papilionidae
Source: the annotation of a GenBank genome assembly